AUGUACAGCACCUGGGCCUUCCAUCCGCCGCUUCCUGGCUACGAGUUCGGGGACAUCAUCGGCCAGGGCGGCUAUGGCGUGGUGAAGCUGGCCCGCCAGCUGGCCACGGGCAGGGACGUGGCAGUGAAGAUCUUCCUGCAGGAGCGUCGAGCCUCCAGCUCGCGGAGUGUGGCCCGGGAAGAGCAGCAGCAGGGCAGAUUCGUGUUUCUUGUCAUGGAACUGGCCAGCAGGGGCACCCUGGAGUGCUACGUGCAUGAGCAGGGUGGCCUGGGGGAGCAGGAGGCAAGCUUGCUCUUCGCCCAGAUCCUGUCGGCUGUUGAAUGCUGUCACAGCAGUUUCAUAGCCCAUAGAGACAUCAAACCGAGCAACAUGUUGCUGGACUCCAACAUGCACGUGAAGCUGGCCGACUUUGGGCUCAGCCUCCGGCUGCUCGAGGGUGCGCGGAUAAGGGGCUUUCACGGGACCCCCGAGUACUGUGCCCCGGAAACCUUUUCCGGGGAGGAAUAUGACGCCUUUCGGGCGGACAUGUGGAGUCUGGGGGUGACGCUCUUUGAAAUGGUGACGGCCACACUGCCCUUCACUGGGGACACUGCAGAGGAACUUGAGAACUGCAUCGUGGCUGGCAGCUACGUGCUGCCACGGCCCUGCAGCCCGGCCCUGACCGAGCUCCUGGGCUUCCUGCUCAGCGUGGAGGCCUGCGCCAGGUUCACCGCCCAGAUCGCCAGGACGCACUGGUGGUUCGGCCCCCGCGCCCAGGAGUCCCAGGACAGCCCCGUGCCCAGGGAGGACUCUGCCACCCUGGUGGAGCUCCUCAGUGUGCCCCAGGACCUCAAGGACAGGCAGUACCUCGCGCAGCUCGGCCUGCUGCCUGGCAGCACGGCACAGGGGACGCCAGAGCCUGCGCCCCACGAGUCUGGCUUCCAGCCGCCUUGCUUGUUGCCAAGCGCUGGGAGCCAUGGCGCUCAGGACUCCUUACAUCUGAGCUCCAUCCACAGCGACUCGGUGUGCUUCUCGCCCAGCUGCUCCACAGCCAGCCUCUCCAGCCAGCCCUCAGGCCAGCUGCAGCAAGAGCAGAGCUCCCUUUCCAGCGCAUCCCACGAGCCGGUGCCUGAGGCCUCGUGCCCCGUGGCCAGCACCAGCAGCCCAACGGACCUCGCACAACCGGAAGUGGAGGCGCCACGAGAGCCUGAGAGCACUGGGUCGCCCAUUCCCGCCAAGGAGGGGAAGCGGGGCUUCCGUGGGGUCUGCAGGAGCUUCCUAAGGUUCCUGCAGCGCGCCUGCUGCAUCCAGCAGGACCCAGACAGAGGCCCCGGCCUGCGCUCCAGAAAAGUAGCCCCGGAAGACUCUGCCCAGUCCAAAUUAAGAUGA
Ochotona princeps (American pika) is the source of this 1368-nucleotide messenger RNA. RefSeq lists its product as uncharacterized. The record is from RefSeq and is a predicted model, not a curated record. Gene Ontology annotation, biological process: protein phosphorylation; intracellular signal transduction. NCBI's taxonomy places the organism in Eukaryota, Metazoa, Chordata, Mammalia, Lagomorpha, Ochotonidae. The coding region runs from base 1 to 1368 and encodes 455 amino acids. Gene Ontology annotation, cellular component: cytoplasm. Gene Ontology annotation, molecular function: protein serine/threonine kinase activity; ATP binding. The transcript is spliced from 3 exons.